CAUUAAUGGGUUUGAUACAAGUCGAAUGGGAUAAAUAUCACUGGGAUUAUGUCACGAGGAAAUGAUGGCUCUGAUUUUGUUGUUAAAUUAUCUUGUUUUUGUAUAUUGAGCCAGUCGCUAACGCAGUCGAGCAGAAUGCUACCAUUAAUAUUUAAGCAAAAGUUCUUCAUCGCUGCUUUUAGAAGCUGUUUGAAUUUGAGAAUCUUACAGGAUAAAACAUGUCUGCCGACACAAAGAUCGCAGAGCUGCUGACGGAGCUCCACCAGCUCAUCAAACAGACUCAAGAGGAGAGGUCACGCAGUGAACACAAUCUGCUCAAUAUCCAGAAAACACACGAGAGGAUGCAGACGGAAAACAAAACAUCUCCAUAUUACCGCACCAAACUGAGAGGUCUGUACACGACAGCAAAGGCCGACGCGGAAGCAGAGUGCAGCAUCCUGCGCCAUGAUCUGGAUAAAAUAGCAGAGAUCAAGUCUCUGCUGGAGGAGAGACGGAUCGCUGCUAAGAUGGCUGGUGUUUACAGCAACAGCGACCCCCCCAGGAAGACAAUGAGGCGUGGCGUCCUGAUGACACUCCUCCAGCAGUCGGCCAUGACACUCCCACUGUGGAUCGGCAAGCCCGGAGAGAGUCCACCCCCUCUGUGUGGGGCGACACCAGCUAGCAGCGAUUACGUGGCCAAACAGGGAGACAAGGUGGCAGCAAGGGUGAAAGCUGUUGAUGGAGAUGAGCAGUGGAUUCUGGCUGAGGUGGUUAGCUACAGCCACUCCACCAACAAAUAUGAAGUGGACGACAUCGAUGAGGAGGGCAAAGAGAGGCACACUCUAAGCAGACGGAGGAUCAUCCCUCUUCCUCAGUGGAAAGCCAACCCAGAGACAGACCCUGAGGCCCUGUUCAGUAAAGAUCAGCUGGUUCUAGCCCUCUACCCGCAGACCACCUGCUUCUACCGGGCCCUGAUCCACUCGCCACCACACAGGCCGCAGGAUGAUUACUCUGUGUUGUUUGAGGACACAUCGUACCCCGACGGGUAUUCUCCUCCACUCAACGUGGCCCAGAGAUACGUGGUGGCCUGCAAGGAGAACAAGAAGAAGUGAUGCACGACUGGAAACCAGAUGUGAGCUGAACGCAGCCUCUCCGUGAACAUGAUUAGACUCAAAAAUGCUUUUGAGUCACGUGAAAUACUCUGGAAUCUGGGGCUCUGAUUGUGUUUUAAAAGAAUUUAGAACAAGGUAGAUUGUUUACUGAAGUGUCAUCCACAGACCCAUUGAUCAUUAAGGAAAUUCGGUUAUUUUAACCAACAGCUGUUUUCUCAGAGGUCACUGGUUAGCUGGAAGAGGACAUAGCGGGCUGCUGUGAGACAACUCUGCAAUUAUUCAGCCCAAAUUUGUUUUCAUGUUAAAUGUUAUAGAAGUUAAA
Molecule: messenger RNA, 1413 nt
Organism: Nothobranchius furzeri (turquoise killifish)
Lineage: Eukaryota; Metazoa; Chordata; Actinopteri; Cyprinodontiformes; Nothobranchiidae
Gene: sgf29
Product: SAGA complex associated factor 29
Cellular component (GO): SAGA complex
Source: RefSeq, a predicted model, not a curated record